This is a messenger RNA of Aspergillus ochraceoroseus IBT 24754, 519 nucleotides long. RefSeq lists its product as uncharacterized. The transcript is spliced from 2 exons. The record is from RefSeq and is a predicted model, not a curated record. Lineage: Eukaryota; Fungi; Ascomycota; Eurotiomycetes; Eurotiales; Aspergillaceae. The coding region runs from base 1 to 519 and encodes 172 amino acids.
AUGUCCUCUGACGAUGCGUAUAUGUCCUUCCUGGACAAAGCAAACGCCGACCUCAACAGCGGCCGCGUACAAGCAACCAGCCAGUCCUCGUCGGCCGUUCGCACCGAGACAGUCGACAUGGGCGUUCAGGUCCCUCCCCCGCUUACGUCGGUCGAUGCAUACUACGUUUCCGAAACCGAUGAACCGUUUGAACCCGUUGUGUUGAAAUGGGGGGGUGCGUCGAGAGGAGUAUGGCCAGAUGCCUCUCACCUAUCCAACCUCAUCGCCCCCGGUUCCGAUCUCGCCUCUUCGAUAGAAACCUUGUCGCCGGCUUCGUUUGAUCCGAAGAACCACUACCCGUCUGCGUUCCGGGCUGUGCGGGCUGCAGCUGUGCAGGGCUCUGAGAUGGAUGAGUCAGGUGUCGACGUGAAGGUUUAUCGCCUGGAGGUUGGCACAUCAAGGGUUGAGUAUUAUCUUUUGGCGUUGGAUGGGAAGGGAGGCUUGGUUGUUGGGUUACGGGCGAAGGCGAUUGAGUCUUAA